CAUUUCAUUUAUUUGGGUUUUUAUUCACGGCAGAUACGCACGCUUUUUGUGAAAUUACUUUUGCAAUCAAUUUCUUUUUUAGUAAAAUAAAUUAAUAAAAAUGAUUAUUCCUAUACGUUGUUUUACCUGUGGCAAAGUUAUUGGCAACAAAUGGGAAUCUUACUUGGGUUUACUGCAAGCCGAAUACACUGAAGGUGAUGCCUUGGAUGCUUUGGGUUUGAAACGCUAUUGUUGCCGUCGUAUGUUAUUGGGUCAUGUGGAUUUGAUUGAAAAAUUGUUGAAUUAUGCACCUUUGGAGAAAUAAUGUAGCGUGGAAACAAAUAUUAGAUUAAGUUAGGAUUCUAUAAAUUACAAAUAAAAAAUAAUAAUAAAAAAUACACAUAUUUUCAUAAAAAUAAAAAAAUAAUGUA
Lucilia cuprina (Australian sheep blowfly) is the source of this 410-nucleotide messenger RNA. It is a transcript of the gene Rpb10, whose product is annotated as DNA-directed RNA polymerases I, II, and III subunit RPABC5. Gene Ontology annotation, biological process: transcription by RNA polymerase II; transcription by RNA polymerase I; tRNA transcription by RNA polymerase III. Bases 101 to 304 code for a protein of 67 amino acids. The record is from RefSeq and is a predicted model, not a curated record. Gene Ontology annotation, molecular function: DNA binding; zinc ion binding; DNA-directed RNA polymerase activity. The transcript is spliced from 2 exons. Gene Ontology annotation, cellular component: RNA polymerase II, core complex; RNA polymerase I complex; RNA polymerase III complex. NCBI's taxonomy places the organism in Eukaryota, Metazoa, Arthropoda, Insecta, Diptera, Calliphoridae.